Molecule: messenger RNA, 1124 nt
Organism: Abrus precatorius (Indian licorice)
Lineage: Eukaryota; Viridiplantae; Streptophyta; Magnoliopsida; Fabales; Fabaceae
Exons: 2
Coding region: 146-808 (220 amino acids)
Source: RefSeq, a predicted model, not a curated record
GUAAUAGGAAUAACGAAUAAUAUUCGUUCAUUCACAUCUACUAUUUAUUAAUUCAACACUCGCCACCCAAUUCUUCACAAAUUCACAAUCGCUGAGAGAGGGAGAGAGACGCAACAGAAGCAUAAUAAUUAACAAUCGUAGGAAAAUGAAAUUAGUGUGGUCUGCAGAGACAGCAUGUAAAGCAUACAUCGAGACGGUGCAAUCUUGCGGGGUAUACAGAGAAUCAGGGGUGGCGGAGUUGGUUGCGGCGAUGGCGGCUGGAUGGAACGCGCAAGUGAUAGCGGAGACAUGGUCAGAGGGAGGAGCGAUAGAAACGAGCAUGGGUUUAGGGAUAGCCAGGAUGCACACGGGUGGGAGGCACGUGUGCAUAGUCCCUGACGAGAGGUCGAAAUCGGAAUACGCAGAGAGAAUGGGAGAGGCUGCCAUGUCGCCGGAAAUAUUGGUGGGCGAGGCAGAGGAGCUGAUGGAGGGGUUGGCGUUGGUUGCUAUCGACUUCAUGGUCGUCGACUCCACGCGCAACAAUUUCUCUAAACUUCUCAGCCUCGCAAAGCUCAGCAACAAUGGCGCCGUCCUCAUUUGCAAAAAUGCUAACGCAAGGAACGUUCCUUCACCUUCUGGUUUUAAAUGGCGGAGUGUCCUUCACGAAGGCUCGCGUCGUCUCGUUCGCUCUGUGUUUCUUCCAGUUGGCGACGGACUCGACGUUGCGCACGUCUCUUCCGUUAAUUCACCGCUGAAGAGUGGCGGUGCUAAGAGAUGGAUAAAGCAUGUUGAUCCACGGUCAGGGGAGAUUCACGUUAUCAGAAGAUGAACUUGUUACUCAUGUUCGGAGACCCAAAAACCGAGCUUCACGUUCUUUUAUUCAUUAAUACUCGUCUCUUUUUUGUAGUAUUCAUUUUACCAAAACCUAUUCACUUUUCUUUUAUUUUUGUAAAUAGCAAUUAGCAGCAAUACUGUGCUCCACUGAGGCACAAAACAAACUAUUCCCUUUGUUUUUCUUCACUUUGUUGUUGCUUAUUAGUCAUUGCACAACACCUCACUGUGAUAUCCUCUUUGCCUGCAUUUGUAGAUAUAUCUUGUUUAUCAACCUCUAAAAAUGCUACAAUGGGAUGGCCACUAUUUUAAAU